CUGCACUUUCUGCUGAGGUGAAGGGGUCCUGAUGGGCGUCUUACUGGACUGGGCCGGCCAGGAAGAAUAGGACACGCUGCAUGUGUGACCGCUCUGGGGGCAUUGCCAAAAACUCCCAGAUGCUCUGACUGACUUCAUUCCUCCUUGGAGCUGGGAAGCGACUCCUUCCACUGCUAUGUGUGUGAGAAGAAAGGCGUCCAUGUGGAGCUGCUGGGCUGGAGAAGUGUCAGGCUGAGUGACUCACCUAAACUGGGGUGGGGGUGGGGUGAGAGGUCCUGCAGAUGGACAGCAGCACACCGACCACAGGACUGCACAUGGCUGUAUGCUGGACUGACCGCUGAGCUGGCGCUGGAUGGGGCAGGGGGUCUGCAUUACCAUGUUGGGGGCACUGGCUGCCUUCUCUAUGCUGAGCAUCAUGACCUAUGGCUACCUGUCCUGGGAGAAUGGGGACCCCAGCUUAGAACAAAGAGAGGCCCUGCACCUACAUCUGGAUGAGGAGAUUGGACACCAGCCUCACAUCAUAUUCAUUCUGGCUGAUGAUCAAGGGUACAGAGAUAUUGGCUACCAUGGCUCUGAGAUCAGGACACCCACCCUGGAUAAACUAGCAUCUGAUGGAGUCAAACUGGAGAACUACUAUGUGCAGCCCAUCUGCUCACCAUCAAGGAGUCAGUUCAUCACUGGGAGGUAUCAGAUACACACAGGACUUCAACAUUCGAUAAUAAGACCAUCACAGCCAAACUGUUUGCCACUGGACAAUCUGACAUUACCACAGAAACUAAAGAGCAUCGGUUAUGCAACACACAUGGUUGGAAAAUGGCACCUGGGGUUUUAUCGCAAGGAAUGCAUGCCAACACACAGAGGCUUUGAUUCUUUCUUUGGAUCGCUAUUGGGAAGUGGUGAUUACUAUAACCAUUAUAAAUGUGACAGUCCAGGAACAUGUGGAUAUGACUUGUAUGAAAAUGAUAAUGCAGCAUGGGAACAUGACCGUGGUAUUUAUUCUACAGAGAUGUACACUCAAAGAGUACAAAACAUUUUGGCCAGCCACAAUCCCAAGAAGCCUAUAUUUCUUUAUAUUGCUUACCAGGCUGUACACUCUCCUUUACAAGCACCAGGGAAUUAUUUAGAAAAUUAUAAGUCAAUUACAAAUGUCAACAGGCGAAGAUAUGCCGCCAUGCUGUCAUGUUUAGAUGAAGCCGUUAACAACAUUACCAUGGCAUUACAAAAAUAUGGUUUCUAUGAGAAUAGCAUCAUUAUUUAUUCUUCGGACAAUGGUGGCCAACCAAUGGCAGGAGGCAACAACUGGCCUCUCCGUGGAAGCAAAGGUACAUAUUGGGAAGGUGGUAUACGUGCUGUUGGAUUUGUCCAUAGCCCAUUUUUAAAAGUCAAAGGCCACAUCUGUAAAGAAUUAAUCCACAUAACAGACUGGUUUCCAACGCUUGUUACUUUGGCUGGUGGGGAAAUAGAUGAGGAUAUGAAACUAGAUGGCUAUGACAUAUGGGAGGCAAUUAGUGAAGGAAAACGUUCUCCAAGAAUGGACAUCUUACAUAAUAUAGAUCCUAUGUAUACCAAGGCAAGAAAUGGCUCUUGGGCUGGUGGUUUUGGCAUCUGGAAUACAGCUAUUCAAUCUGCUAUUAGAGUAAACCAGUGGAAAUUGCUAACCGGAAACCCUGGUUAUGGAGAUUGGGUACCUCCUCAAAGUUUUAACAACAUGGGACUUAAUCGUUGGCACAAUGAACGGGUGUCUCUCUCAAAUGGAAAAUCUCUGUGGCUUUUUAACAUAACAGCGGACCCAUAUGAGAGGAUUGAUUUGUCUGAAAGGUACCCAGAUGUUGUAAAGCAACUGCUUAGAAGACUUGCACAGUUCAACAAAUCUGCAGUCCCAGUGAGAUAUCCUCCAAAGGAUCCAAGAAGCAAUCCUAAACUAAAUGGAGGAGUAUGGGGUCCUUGGUACAAGGAAAAUGAGAAACAGAAAAACUCUGGCAAGAAAUCUAAAAAAAAGAAGGACAAGAAGAAUGCCAGCCAUCGGAAACAACAGUAUUCUGGUUGUCAUCCAUCCCUGUCCAAUUCAUAAAACCGAAAGCUAUUACAAGACAAUUCAUGGUCUACUAGAUCAGAAAGCAACUUUCGUGUUAUGGACUAAAUACACAGGCAGUGCAGUAUUAUAUUAUGUACUAUAUGCAGUGUGGUAUGUUCUAUUCCAUUGUUGCUCUAUGUGCAAUACACUAUUAUGAUCUUUACAAGAUUAUGGUCUUCUUGCUGUUUAGACAAUUUACAUUAAAGGGGUGGUGUCACUUCAGAAAAUAGCAUUUAUCAUGUAGAGAAAGUUAAUACAAGCCACUUAC
Messenger RNA from Bufo bufo (common toad), 2342 nucleotides. RefSeq names its product arylsulfatase family member J (gene ARSJ). The record is from RefSeq and is a predicted model, not a curated record. The transcript has 2 exons. NCBI's taxonomy places the organism in Eukaryota, Metazoa, Chordata, Amphibia, Anura, Bufonidae. The coding region runs from base 353 to 2071 and encodes 572 amino acids.